UCAGACGACUUUAUAAAUUCUGUUUCAUGGUAUAAACAUUCCAGAACUGGAACUGGCUCUUUUAAUUUGACCAUCAUACACUUGGAAGAAUAUGAUUUUGCAACCUACUAUUGUGCUGUAAGCUUCUUGAACAUUAUUAAAUUUGGAGAAGGAACGAUUCUUCUACAUAAAGAGAGUGACGGAAUAAGAAGCACCACUGUUCUCCAGCAGCCUGUAUCUGACAGACUUCAUCCAGGAGAUUCAGUGACUCUGCAGUGUUCGGUCAUCAGUCAGAUCUGUGCAGGAGAAUACAGCGUCUACUGGUUCAGACAUUCAUCAGGACAUUCUCAUCCAGGACUCAUUUACACCCGUGAUAACAGGAGUGAUCAGUGUAUGGAGAGAUCAGAGAACGGCUUUUCUACCCAGAGCUGUAUCUUCAGUCUCUCUCAGACUGAACUCAGACCAUCUGAUGCUGGGAUUUAUUACUGUGCUGUUGCCACAUGUGGGAAGAUACACUUUGGAAAUGGAACUAAGUUAAUUAUUGAAGCUUUGACCUUUUGGAAUCCAGUUGUUUUAACCCUGUUCACAAUCAGUAUAAUAUCCAUUAUUGUGAACAUAUUUCUGGUGAGACUGAUUCACAAGAAUCACAAAAAAGAGGCUUCAAAACAACCCAGAAAUCAAAGGAAUCAGACUGAGGAAACAGAUGCCUUAAAUUAUGUAGCCCUGAGUUUUUCCAAAAAGCCUACCAGCUCAAAAAGAUCUUCACAGAAAACCAGCCAAGAAGAAACUGUUUAUUCACAGAUUACAAAGCAAUGA
Sinocyclocheilus rhinocerous is the source of this 795-nucleotide messenger RNA. RefSeq lists its product as uncharacterized. Gene Ontology annotation, biological process: response to bacterium. The transcript has 6 exons. The annotation marks the transcript as partial. The record is from RefSeq and is a predicted model, not a curated record. Lineage: Eukaryota; Metazoa; Chordata; Actinopteri; Cypriniformes; Cyprinidae.